AUGAUCCUCAAAUUUAGCACAGCCACAUGCACCUGCGGGUUCCCAGUUCUGAACCAAUCUACCAUGGCAGCAGCGACGGAAGCGGUUAUCGAGCCUCCCCGCAAAAAGUCGAGAAAAACACAAAAGAAUAAUGCAACGCCGGUACGAAGGCCGACGCUAUUCGCUCCAUUCCGGGCGCUGGGGAUCAUAACAAACCAUGUACCGUUCGCAAUGCAAGCUCGUUCAUACAAGGGAGACUCUGAGGGCCCUAAAUUGGUCAUACUUACAUGCUUAGGGAAAGCUUGGGCUCUGUGGGAAGGUGGAAGAAUGGGUCUUAUACUCGUUAGUCCGGAUGCUCCAAGUAACAUUACCGCCGUCGCACUUGAUGAAAAUUUUGUGUGGGCACUGGCUGGGACCUACGCAAUCAAGUAUACACGAGGGAAGGAAAUUGGGAGAGCAACCAAUCCAUUGGGUACAACACUUUCCUCCAUGCUGCUUUUUGGAUCCCAUUUACUCUGCCUUUCAUCCGACGGAGCACACGCAAUUGUAUGGGAUAAGAAUACAUUUGAGCUACAAGGAAAGCUAUCCUUCACAAAUGGCUUUACUGCAGCCCAUAUGCUUCACCCUGCCACAUACCUAAACAAGGUACUCUUUGCUAGUUCAGAUGGAAGUAUGCAACUUUGGAACAUUCGUACUGCCACCUGUCUUCACACUUUCCUCGCGACCAGUCUGAGUACAAUGACCAAUGGUUCACCAAUUACUGCACUCUGCCAGUCCCCUGCCGUUGAUGUGAUAGGUAUCGGGUUCGCAUCCGGGGAAUGCGUACUAUAUGACAUUCGUUCGGAUGAGAAAGUCAUGCGGGUGUUUAUGGAAGGCGCCAGCGUUCGCGCGAUUGCUUUUCGAACGGAUGGCCACCCCACACUCGCUACCGCCUCUGCGACAGGCCAUAUAGCAAUUUGGGACCUAAACGCACAGGGACGGCUUAUGCACAUUGUCAAAGGUGCACAUAACAGCAGUAUUUCGGCAGUACAGUGGAUUCCGGGGCAGCCAGUAAUGGUAACCUCUGGUGAUGAUAAUAGCUUGAAGCAAUGGUUGUUUGAGUCACCAGAUGAACCUCCCCGGCUAUUAAAAUACCGAGCAGGUCAUCACGCACCCCCUCAUUUGAUUCGAUACUAUGGCGAAGACGGCAAACAAAUUCUUACUGCAUCGAGAGAUCGCAGUCUUCGGUACACCUCUGUAGUCAGAGACUCACGCAGUUUUGAGUUGUCUCAAGGCUCACUCGAGCAAAAAGCUACAUCACUCGCAAUCCCUGUAUCUCAUCUCAAACUACCUGCGAUCACAGCUGUUGCAUAUUCUUCUACACGAUCCAAGGAUUGGGAAGACGUCCUGACAGCUCACACGGGCGAGACAUUUGCCCGAACCUGGAGCGUGCGCGAAAAGAAACUCGGUAAAUGGAGUAUGGGAGGAGCCGAGAAGGCGAAGGGUGUGAGUACGAAAGGAAAAGGCGUAGAUGUUUCUUUGGGUGCAAUCAAGGCUGUUUGUGUUUCUGCAUGUGGAAAUUUCGGGUUCAUUGGUACCACCCAAGGAGUCGUCCAGGCAUAUAAUAUGCAGAGUGGACUGAAACGUAGGACAUACACUAUUGGUAAAGGUCAAACGGUGACAGGCAUCGCGAGCGACACAUUGAAUAAAGUAUUGGUGGCGAGCACUCUCACUGGUUCUAUCCACUUCUUUGAUUUCCACACGACCGUCAAGCUGGACCAAGUCGAGCUUCCUUCAACGGCCGUCUCCAUUGAACUUCAGCGAGAUAGUGGAUUAUUAGCGGUUGUAUGCGAUGAUUUAAUCGUGCGCAUAUUAGAUAUCGAGACGCGAAAGGUUGUUCGUGAAUUAAAAGGGUUUGGGGCGCGGGUUUUGGACGUCAGCUUCUCAUAUGAUUCGCGAUGGCUCAGCGUAACAUCGCUGGAUAGUACGAUUCGAACUUUCGACAUUCCUACUGGUCGAUUGAUCGAUGCGUUUAAAACUCCGAGCGUCGCUACAAGUAUUACAUGGUCCCCAACCGGGGACUUUUUGGCCAGUGCGCAUGUAGAUAGCGUUGGAGUAUUUUUGUGGACCAACAAAGCACAAUAUAGUGAUGUAUCACUUCAAACUGUCACUGAGGAUGAAUUUACGACGCUGGAAUUGCCAACUAUGCAAGGAGAGGAUGAAUCCGAGGAUUUAGACCUGGGAGAGUUGGCAGAAUUAUCAUUGGCUGACACCUCCAAACGAUCACCCGGAAGGACUGAACAGCUCGAAGGGGAACUCGUGACGCUUACUGUAUUGCCCCGAUCAAAAUGGCAGACACUGCUCAAUCUCGAAGUAAUCCAGGCACGAAACAAACCGACCGAGGCACCAAGAGCUCCUGAGAAAGCUCCCUUCUUCCUUCCUACUGUUGCUGGUGUUGAUCAUAAAUUCGACACCAGCGUUGAGCAAACUAAAAAAUCCAAGGAAGAGAGCCGACGCAAGCAAUCUGGCACUGUGCGCAUCCAAACCGAAUUUCAAAGGCAAAUGUCCAAAGAAGAACGAGAAGGAGAUUACUCUGCAUUAUUCGCACUUGCUCAGUCCAUGUCUCCAGCUGCGCUCGACUUGGAAAUUCGUUCCCUUUCGGCGAUAGAUGACAUGGAACUCUUUAUGCAUGCACUCACACAGAGACUCAAGUCUCAUCGUGAUUUUGAGGCCGUCGAAACCUACCUCGCUGUUUUCCUUCGAAUACACAGUGAUAUCCUCACCGAACAUGACGAGCUCCGAUCAGCAAUGGAGGCCCUAGAUCGUGUUCACAAACAAGAGAGUCAACGGAUAUUAGAACUUGUAGAUGCCGGACUUGUCAUCGCGAUGCAUGUUUUGAGACGUGAUAUUGUUUGGUCAUGUUUGUAUUAUUGCAUGAGUGGAAACUGGACGUGGUCUAUACUUCACGACUACUGUGACGUUCAUGUCAUAAAAUCAUGUCAACAUGAACGAGGAAGGGGGCUGCUUGCUGUCGCGGGUGAGUCGCGUGUUGAGGUCCUGCUGCGCGACAGCUCGCAAAAAUUUCUGUCGUUAACCCCUAUUGCCUCGUUCCACGUUGGAGCAACUGCGAUUGCCUUGGACUGGUCACCUGAAGCGGUGUCUCCUACUUCGUCUGACAACUGGAACAUCGAGCUUGGGGUAGCAUGUGCAGACGGAAAUAUGCGAAUUCUUCGAAAAACACCCCAGAGUCCGCCCACGGGAGAAAUCCGAGUUUUCGGUGGUGGCACUACAGGGCACAGUGCACGGAUCUCAUCGCUUGCGUUCUCAUCAGCCCGUGAAGGAAUGCAUGUUGCUAGCGUCGGCGAAGACCGUAACCUUCUCAUCUGGAAUUUGUCCAAACGUAUCAAGACUGAGGAAGAGUCGGAUUCAAGUAUGGAUCUGGGAGACAAUAAACAAGACGUAGACCAAGCCCCGAGCGCGUAUCCAAUUGCAUUCUCGCACCCUUUGCAGGAUGUGAUAGCCCACGAUGCAAAUGCUCGUGUUUUGUUGGUUGCAGAUUCCAGAGGAACCGUGUCUUUGGUGGAUUGGGCGGGGGCGGAGGCUGACGAAGAUAUCCCAGAUGGCUGGUCUCGUCAGCGGGUUGUCGAGCUCAUGGACCCAAGGCGCGUUGCCGAGGGCAUCACCGGGGUGCGCACUUCGGGCGUCCCAAUGAAUUCAUCCCUGGGCGGAGGAGCGGAUUGGAAACCGGAUGACCCCAACAUAAUUGGCGCGACUUAUGGGUCCCGGUGGAUGAUAUGGGACUUACGGAGAGUACAAGGUGGUAAACCUGUCGCCGCAGGCGAAGGAUUCCUUUCUGGAGGGCACCGUUUCAGGUGGUGCCCAACGGAUGAAAACUUAUUCGCAGUUUCGACUACUUCGCCCGUUCCUGGGGCUGCAAUUAAAGUAUAUCACAUAUCUUUCCCUGGUGCCCCUCGAACCUACCAACUUUUUGGACGACCUCACCGCGUCCGAGACGUUGAUUGGCUCACUGAGCUACCCACCUCGUCCAACGCCCAAGCGGAAGAGCUGCAAACUAGAGUUCCAUCACCUCCUUGGUUGGCGGUAGCGGUUGGGCGGAAAGUGUAUUUUGUAAAUGCUCUGGAGGAGGCUGGGGCAAUUAACGAAUACGCGAUCUAG
Rhizoctonia solani is the source of this 4134-nucleotide messenger RNA. Its product is annotated as U3 small nucleolar RNA-associated protein 21. Lineage: Eukaryota; Fungi; Basidiomycota; Agaricomycetes; Cantharellales; Ceratobasidiaceae. Gene Ontology annotation, cellular component: Pwp2p-containing subcomplex of 90S preribosome; small-subunit processome. Gene Ontology annotation, biological process: rRNA processing. Gene Ontology annotation, molecular function: protein binding. Bases 1 to 4134 code for a protein of 1377 amino acids. The transcript is spliced from 21 exons. The record is from RefSeq and is a predicted model, not a curated record.